This is a messenger RNA of Anisakis simplex (herring worm), 1209 nucleotides long. The record is from the annotation of a GenBank genome assembly. NCBI's taxonomy places the organism in Eukaryota, Metazoa, Nematoda, Chromadorea, Rhabditida, Anisakidae.
AUGCUUCUGUCCAUAAGAUUAAAGGUGCAGUCCGGAGAAAUGGGCACAACACAACAAAACGUGGAGGGUGUACGCGAAAUGAAUGACGAUUCAGGAGUUGCAACUCAAUCAGUUAGUGAAGAGGUCCAUCAAAAGAGAACGUUCGCUGGAGUGGUGAAAACUGCUAUGGCCGUACGAAACUGGGUGUUGUCCGUUCAACCGGAAGAAGGUGCGAAUGACGAUCGUAACUCUGAGCUGAAUGCAUCAAUUGUAUUCGAUCCACCGGCUGUCGCAGCACAAACGGCGGCCAGGCUAGAGAGCCGAAAUAGUCGGACGAGUUUGUUGCCAAAUCAACCGCCGGAUGGGUCGAAGCAACAGCCAGAACAACAACAGCAUCAACCACAACGUGAACGUUGCAGUUUCAGUAAACGCUUGAAAAAAUCCAUCAAGUUAGAUCAAUCGCUCUGUUCACUUUUCAGUAUCCUGUCUAUUACCAGUUGCAAGGCACCAAUUUUGCGUUCAGAGAACAGGAUAUUCUUCUGGUUGGAUGUACUAUGCUUAUUUCCACUGGAUUUUCUGCUCUUCAUACGCCGUGAUUUGUCACUGGUGCGUAGUAAUCGUCUUUUGAAAUCGUAUCGCUUGAAGCAAGUCAUUGAGCGAACUCAAAUGCGAACAAACUGGCCAAACGGUUUCAAAGUCUUCGUGCUGAUCACAACUUGCGUCGUAAUGUUUCACUGGAACGCAUGUGCGUACUAUCUGAUUAGUGUUAUGGCCGGAACUGACGAUGAAGAUACAUCAGUGUGGCAGUUUACUUAUACAAAAAUUGCAAACUUAGUCCUGCCAACGUGUGAAAUUCUACUCUCUGAGGAUGCGGAUGAGGAUUGUUGGUUCAAUGAAACUGGUAAAGAUGUCGAUAAUCGAAUGGAUUAUGUCACUGAAAUGAUGGAUUAUUGGCAUGACAAAAUCACGGUAAUACCCUUUUCGAAUUUCACAAAGGAAUACGCGUUGAGCAUGUAUUGGUCAUCGUUAACACUCACCACAUGUGGACAACAACCGUAUCCACUGCAAUCCAUCGAGAACGCUCUCGAGAUCGUCGACACUCUCAUUGGACUUCUCAUAUUUGCGGUCAUCAUUGGCUCAGUGGGCAACGUCGUGUCGACAAUGAACCGAGAUCAAUCAGAAUUUCAAGAUAUUCUGGACAGUAUUAAAUUUUACAUGAAUUACAGGUGA